Messenger RNA from Colletotrichum phormii, 876 nucleotides. RefSeq lists its product as uncharacterized. The record is from RefSeq and is a predicted model, not a curated record. NCBI's taxonomy places the organism in Eukaryota, Fungi, Ascomycota, Sordariomycetes, Glomerellales, Glomerellaceae. The transcript has 3 exons. The coding region runs from base 1 to 876 and encodes 291 amino acids.
AUGGCAGCGAUGGCAUCCCAGAAUAUCGUUGCGGCAGCGAAUGAGAUAUGUGGUUGGAUACCGCUCGCAACCAAUAUCCUCGGGUUCCCACAAGAACCCAUCCCAUAUGCUUGUGUCAACCCACCCACAGACUGCAUCUCCUCCGGGUCCUACAUGGGCUGCGGCAAUCCCAUACCCACGACAUGCGUGCAGACAGCGAAAGCCAAGAGGGGAUGCGAGCCCGGUCAGCUCUGCUGUGGGCCCUAUCCUAACACUGACUGUUGGACUUGGCACUCGAUCGACAACACGGCGACUUACACACUCCUACAAUGUAGCUCAGUUUCCGGUAUCGGAACGCUGAUGGCAAACUCCAUUCCUCCAGAUGGCACCUUGACAGUCACCACGAAAAAUGGUUCACCCAGGACCAGUGACGACGCCAAGACGACAAGUACAGCCGAGGUAUCUACCCCCACAGCUGGGGUCACCAUCCCCACGAAGACGAGUCUUCUGCUACCCGGUAUCCCUUCGGAAACAUCCGGUUCCUCUGGCGAAGCUUCACCAGCCGCCAUUACAGGGGCCAUCGUCGGAGCACUUGCUUUUCUUGGCAUCUUGCUGGGUGUGACGGUCUUCAUCUGGAACCGAGCCAGGAAGAAGAAGCGUCUAGCUCAUGAGACUUCGAUUGGAGGACCCGUGACGCCUCUAAGGAAGAGAGAUAGCAUGAUACCGUUCCAUGCUGGAGCCAUCAAUGUUCCUGUGUCGUCUGUAUACGAUUACGGUGGCCCAUCCAAUAGGGUAUCGAGAGGUGAUUCUGGUGUUCCAGAGGGCGCUAACAAACCUCCAAGACCGCCGAGAAGUCCGACCAGGGACAUGAACGUCACUGAGGGAGGUUGGAUUUAG